AUGGAUGCGUACUACUGUCAUAUGCUUAAACUCUGCAAUACUCAAACUAGUCUUAGGAACCCUUACUUGAAUAGAGCAAAUGGUCCACCAUGUUCUUUUAUCCUACAUUGGACAAGUCCAGAUGGUCAAGUGGCGAAACUUAACAUGCAUGCACUGCUAAAAAACAAAAUUAAAGAGAAAGUUAAGAUGGAGAUACAAGCUAGACAGAAAACAUACAUAAAUACCAUGGGUUUUAGCAUGCCUGUUUAUAUGAAGUGUUUUGAAUUCCUGGAUAUUGCAGCAGAAAGAAACAUUACAAUAACUGAAAAUGUUAUUUCAAAUGCUGUAUGGAAAUAUUAUGAUGCUCUGAAGAAAGCGGAGAAUGCAAAGAGGGACAAGAGUGGAAAAAUUCAGAUGCCAAAAAGAUCGUUACUGUCAUAUCUAGACACUCCUGCUUGUAUUGGAUAUUUAAAUUGGGAACUUAUGUGUGAGCCUUAUGUCUUUGGAAAAGCUGUUCUCUUGCAAGUCAAAGGAGUUGUUGAUUCUGUUUGGUUUGUUAUUGUGAACACUGAGAGCAAGACUUCAUUUUUGGACUGCAGUAUUAAGCAUUACACCUCCUGCAUUGUGAUGCAAGAACAAGUAAGAAAUAACUACACAGAAGAAGAAUAUUUGAUGGUGUCUUACUCUGGUUCUGUUUUAGUACUGAACAAGACUGGGGAGAUGGUUGUUACACUAAGUUAUGAUGAUGUAGCUACUGCCGCAAGAGAUGGUAACCCACCAGUUACAAUCUAUCCAAAAUUAUUUGGGGUCAACAAAGAACGAAAUAGUUUUUGGUGUACAGUAAUUGGUCUAGAGGGAGACAUCACAGAUAUUGAAAACAAAAUUUGCUGGACCAUUGGAUCUGUAUAUGAUGAACUCUCUGAUGGCUCGGGUCGUAGUCCCUAUGUAAAACAGUUGACCUAUAUUGGGAAGAGAAUCAAUUCUACAGGCAAACUUUUAAUGGCAAACCUUCAUUAUGGGCUAGCGUUUAUCAAUCCUAACACAUUGGAAUAUGUUCCAGUAACAGUGAAAGAGGGAUGUGGGAAGCAUUUUGAAUUUACCAAGGAUAAUAAUGCUAUGAAAGGGGAUUUUGAAAAUAUUGAGAUCCUAACAGAAAAAGCAUUCAUGGACGAUCAAAGGCCUGUGUAUCGUAUAGUACUUGGUGUACAAAAUAAAGUGUUUAUUCUAGAAAUGACUACUCAACAUGAAGACACAUUUCGCCUAGAGAUGAUAUUUUCUGUGGAUUUGCCAGGUCUACCAAAGGAAGCUUGCUUGGUUGGCAAACAGAUUGGUAUGCUGAUUUCGUUAACCCAGCAUAAUGAUGAUUCAGAUGAGUAUUAUCGGGAGCACGUGUUUUACUUUGAUUUCGACGGCCUCCUUCAUGGUGUGUUGUUGUGCCUGAGUCAUGGUCCAAGGUCAUUCUUUCCUGUAUAUCUCCAUGGUAAUACAGAGAAUGAAGGUGAAGGACAGUCGCAAGCAGGAUGGCAUGUUUAUCUGAGAGAUGGGCGAGAUGGUAUCAUGUGUUUACGUCUGCAUUAAUGUGACAUGUCGGUCAUCAGCAUCUACAAGUUUGGAACAUCUCACCAAUUUUGCCAUAAUUUAUAGCUAUUACGUUUACGUCUGCAUUAAUGUGACAUGUUGGUAAUCAGCAUCUACAAGUUUGGAUCAUCUCACCAAUUUUGCCAUAAUUUAUAGCUAUCAAAUGUUCAUAAAUAAGACCAGCACAUAAGUUUAUUUGUCCCCUACCGGUUUAACUUGAGGGGACUUUAAGUUUAUCCUCCGUCUGUCUGUCAGUUCGUCUGUCCACAAAACUGGAUCCCGCGAUAACUCAGAAAGUUACUGAAAAUAUUUUUAUGAAACUUGAUAUAUGGAUUAAUGGCAGUAUGGAAAUUAUGCAUUUUUUAUGUCUUUUUAUAUGCCCGAAAGAAUUUCGGGCAUAUUAUGUUAUACCCCCUUGCGUCCGUCCGUCCGUACGUUAGCAAUUUGGUUUCCCGAGCAUAACUUAAGUUCCAUUUGGCCCACAGUAUUCAAACUUCAUAGGAUGAUUGUCCAUAUCGGGUAGAAGACCCCUAUUGAUUUUGGGGUCACAAGGUCAAAGGUCAAGGUCACUAUGACCUUAAAACUGAAAACAGUUUCCGGAGCAUAACUUAAGUUCCAUUUGGCCCACCGUGUUCAAACUUCAUAGGAUGAUUGUCCAUAUUGGGUAGAAGACCCCUAUUGAUUUUGGGGUCACAAGGUCAAAGGUCAAGGUCACUAUGACCUUAAAACUGAAAGCAGUUUCCGGAGCAUAACUUAAGUUCCAUUUGGCCCACCGUGUUCAAACUUCAUAGGAUGAUUGUCAAUAUUAGGUAGAAGACCCCUAUUGAUUUUGGGGUCACAAGGUCAAAGGUAAAGGUCACUAUGACCUUAAAACUGAAAACAGUUUCCGGAGCAUAACUUAAGUUCCAUUUGGCCUACAGUGUUCAAACUUCAUAGGAUGAUUGUCCAUAUUGGGUAGAAGACCCCUAUUGAUUUUUGGGUCACAAGGUCAAAGGUCAAGGUCACUAUGACUUUAAAACUGAAAACAGUUUUCGGAGGAUAACUUAAGUUCCAUUUGGCCCACAGUGUUCAAACUUCAUAGGAUGAUUGUCCAUAUUGGGUUGAAGACCCCUAUUGAUUUUGGGGUCACAAGGUCAAAGGUCAAGGUCACUAUUACUUAGAAAUUGAAAACAGUUUCCGGAGCAUAACUUAAGUUCCACAAUAUUCAAACUUCAUAGGAUGAUUGUCCAUAGUAGGUAGAAGACUCCUAUUGAUUUUGGGGUCACAAGGUCAAAGGUCAAGGUCACUAUGACUUUAAAACUGAAAACAGUUGUCGAAACAUGACUUAAGUUUCAUUUGGCCCACUGUGUUUAAACUUCAUAGUAUGAUUGUCCAUAUUGGGUAGAAGACCCCUAUUGAUUUUGGGGUCACAAGGUCAAAGGUAAAGGUCACUAUGACCUUAAAACUGAAAACAGUUUCCGGCGCAUAACUUAAGUUCCAUUUGGCCUACAGUGUUCAAACUUCAUAGGAUGAUUGUCCAUAUUGGGUAGAAGACCCCUAUUGAUUUUUGGGUCACAAGGUCAAAGGUCAAGGUCACUAUGACUUAAAAACUGAAAACAGUUUUCGGAGGAUAACUUAAGUUCCAUUUGGCCCACAGUGUUCAAACUUCAUAGGAUGAUUGUCCAUAUUGGAUUGAAGACCCCUAUUGAUUUUGGGGUCACAAGGUCAAAGGUCAAGGUCACUAUUACUUAGAAAUUGAAAACAGUUUCUUUAGCAUAACUUAAGUUCCACAAUAUUCAAACUUCAUAGGAUGAUUGUCCAUAGUAGGUAGAAGACUCCUAUUGAUUUUGGGGUCACAAGGUCAAAGGUCAAGGUCACUAUGACUUUAAAACUGAAAACAGUUGUCGAAACAUGACUUAAGUUUCAUUUGGCCCACUGUGUUUAAACUUCAUAGUAUGAUUGUCCAUAUUGGGUAGAAGACCCCUAUUGAUUUUGGGGUCACAAGGUCAAAGGUCAAGGUCACUAUUACCUUAGAACUGAAAACAGUUUCCGGGGCAUAACUUAAGUUCCAUUUGGACCACAAUAUUGAAACUUCAAAGGAGGAUUGUUUUGUGAAGGAGGUAAUACUUUAUUUAAUUCCCAUGUCUUACAAAUGCUUCAUCUUUACUAAAAAAAAAAAAUCACUUUCGGG
Ruditapes philippinarum (Manila clam) is the source of this 3727-nucleotide messenger RNA. RefSeq lists its product as uncharacterized. Bases 1 to 1557 code for a protein of 518 amino acids. The record is from RefSeq and is a predicted model, not a curated record. The transcript has 8 exons. NCBI's taxonomy places the organism in Eukaryota, Metazoa, Mollusca, Bivalvia, Venerida, Veneridae.